Molecule: messenger RNA, 4901 nt
Organism: Thalassophryne amazonica
Lineage: Eukaryota; Metazoa; Chordata; Actinopteri; Batrachoidiformes; Batrachoididae
Product: apical junction molecule-like
Exons: 6
Coding region: 100-4407 (1435 amino acids)
Biological process (GO): regulated exocytosis
Cellular component (GO): intracellular membrane-bounded organelle
Molecular function (GO): small GTPase binding
Source: RefSeq, a predicted model, not a curated record
GCCAAGCUCAGCGGAAACUUUUCCUCGUGCGCAUCAGAUCGUGUUGUUUCAAUGUGUGUGAUUUCUCUCCGGUGCUGAUCCAGAACCGGUUCUGUCAGUAUGUCCGUGAGUGAACAGAUCUCGGACUGGAGUCCGACCAGCGCUCAGGUCACCGUGCUCCAGGCCAGAGGCCUGAGGACUAAGGGCAAGAACGGCACCAACGACGCGUACGCACUCCUGCAGGUGGCCAAGGAGAAGCACGCCACCGGCGUGGCGGAGAAGAGCGUGGCUCCGGUGUGGAACGAGGCGGUCACGUUCGACCUGCCGCCGCCGCCGCCUCACAGCGGAGACCCGGAGCGCUGCAGCCUCCGGGUCCAGGUCCUGCACCGAGCCCUGGUCGGUCCCGACAAGCUGCUGGGUCAGGCGGUCAUCAACCUGCACGAGCUCAGCGCGCAGCGGAGCCGGGACAAGUCCGAAUGGUUCAAGUUGCUGGGUAAGACGGGGAAGCCAGACAAGGAGAGAGGGGAGGUGCUGCUGGACAUCCAGUUUAUGAGAAACAACAUGACUGCCAGCAUGUUUGACCUGUCCACUGCUGGCAAAUCCCGAUCUCGUCUGGGCAAGAUCAAGGACAAAGUUCGCGGCAAGAAAAAAGAAGACGUGACCCAAACUACAGCGCCACCUCUUACCCAGGUUUUGACGGACAGCGAGGAGGAGGGAACUGGAGAUGGCACGGGUGCUGCAGCUAAGGAUGAGAAAAAGAAACACAAAAUUAACUUGUUUUCUACGAAGUCUAAUCUGCAAAAGACUAUGUCUCAGUCCAUGUCUGUUUUACCGGCAAAGAACUCAUCGCUGAGCGGCAGCCAGACGUCUGGUCUAAACAUGGAUGUGGAGGGUAAAAAGAAGUUUAAGUUCAAGAUACAUAAACGCUCUGGCAGCUCAGAUUUUCAAAGUACACUCACUGUUCCGGGCCAAACAAAACACGGACGUUCGUCGUCGGAGCAGAGCAACCUGUGCAUUAAUGGCAGCCACGUGUACUGCGAGGAGCCGCAGCCUCGGAAACCUCGCGUCAGCUCGAGCAUCAGUGUGACCACCUCAGGACACGGCUCUAUGGAGGACGUCCACAGCGUCCAAGGCCCCGAAGGCUCGUCCACGUCCGGUUCCCUCAGGACUGAGAGGCGGUUUUCAUCCUGGACGGAGGAGGAGGAGGUGCCAAAAGUAGAAAAUAUCCGAGAGGAAGAAGCUGAAACGUUCCCAGUGGCCCAUGAAAAGCAAGUUGAGGAAGAAGAAAUGAAAGUGACUGAGAAGCAAAUCCAAGAGGAAGGAGAGAAGGUUGGAAAGGAAACACAUGGCAGACUGUUGGAAGAGCCAAAGAGAAAGGAAGAGGAGAGCGCUGAGGAAGAGGAAAGACGACAGCAGGAGAAGUUAGAGGAAUGGAGGAGGUUUGAAGAAGCCCAAAUUCAAAAGAUGGAGGAAGAGAGGACUAGGAAGGAAAAAGAAGAGUAUGACAGGUUGUUGGAAGAAAAGAGGAGACUUGAGGAAGAGGAAAGGAAAGAGCAUGAGAGAUUGGCUGAGGAACAGAGAAAGGUUGAAGAAGCUCAGCUUAAAAGGGAGGAGGAAAGGAGAGAAGUGGAAGAGGAGAGGGCUAGGAAGGAAAAGGAAGAGCGUGACAGGUUGUUUGAGGAACAGAGGAGACGCGAAGAGGAAAGGAGGUCUGAAGAAAAGAUUAGGCGGGAGAGAGCUGAGGAAGAGAGGAAAGAGCGUGAGAGAGUGGCCGAGGAACAGAGAAGGAUUGAAGAAGCUCAGCUUAAAAGGGAUGAGGAAAGGAGACGAGCAGAAGAGGAGAGAGCUAGGAAGGAAAAAGAGCGUGACAGGUUGUUGGAGGAACAGCGACUCGAGGAAGAAAGAAGGGUUGAAGAAGAGAAGAAUAGGAUAGCUGAGGAAGAGCUUGCUGAAGAAAAGAGGAGACUAGAGAGAAUGGAAAGGGAGCGACUUAGAAGGGAAGAAAGGAUGAGGCAGGAAGAGGAGAUGGCUAGGAGACAAAGGGAGGAGGAAAAGAUUAGGAUGGAAGAGGAGAGAGCUAGGAAGGAAAAGGAAGAAUAUGAUAAACUAUUGGAAGAGAAGAGGAGACUAGAGGAAGUGGAAAGGAAAAGGGUUGCAGAAGAGAAGAUCAGGAGGAAGAGAGCUGAGGAAGAGCGUGAGAGGCUCGCUGAAGAACAGAGAAGAGAACAAGAGAGAAUGGAAAAUGAGAAACUUAAAAGGGAAGAAGAGAAGAUCAGGCAGGAGGAAGAGAGAGUUAGGAGAGAGGAAGAGGAGAAUGAGAGGCUAGCAGAGGAAAAGAGGAGAAUAGAAGAAGAAAAAAGGAGGGUCCAAAGGGAGGAGGAGGAAAGGGUUAGGAUAGAUCAGGAAAAGAGAGAAAAGGAAGAGAUGGUUAGGAAGGAAAAGGCAGAAUAUAAGAGGCUGGCAGAGAAAAGGAGGGCAGAGGAGAAUGAGAGGAGGCAGGUGAUUGAAGAAGAGAGAAUUCAAAGAGCAGAGAUGAUGAGAAAGCAGGAAGAGGAGAGGAUGAGGAAAGAGGAAGAAUGCAAAAGACUGGAAGAAGAAAAGAGGCUGGAGGAGGAAAGGCUUAGGAAGGAGGAGGAAAAGAGGGCAGAGGAGAAUGAGAGGAGGCGGGUGAUGGAAGAAGAGAGAAUUCAAAGAGCAGAGGAGAUGAGAAAAUGGGAAGAGGAGAGGAUGAGGAAAGAGGAAGAAUGCAAAAGAUUGGAAGAAGAAAAGAGGGCAGAGGAGGACAGGCUUAGGAAGGAGGCGGAGGAGGACAGGCUUAGGAAGGAAGCAGAAAUGCAGAGAUUAGCACAGGAAAGACUCAAGGAGCAAGAGAAGCAAAAGAUUGACGAGGAGGCCAGGAGACUUGAAAUGGAGACAUUAACAGGUGGCACUCUAUCACAAAUGUUGGAGCAGAGGAGAAGAAAUGCUGACGGUCAGAAGGACAACAAUGCCGUAAGAAGUGAGUGGAAACGCCACGAUCAAAGAACUGCGUUAUCAGACGGAAGUCAUUCACUGUCGGGUCAAAAGACCACACAGGCAGUGGAGACAGGAAGUCCUGCAGAAAACACAAACCCCUUUGAGGAAGACUUCACAAAUAAUCCUUUUGAGGAAAACCACAGCUCGUCUGCUGGACCUGACGACGGUGCAGCUCCAGUGUCGACGGUCCAACCAAGGUUUCACUCUGCUGUAUCAUCAGUGAGAAGCAAACAUGCUCAUGUGAAACUGACAGUUUCCACUGAGGAGAAGGACCUUACUGAUACCCAGCGAGAGAAGCGUCCAGCUCCUCUGCCUCCAGGGAAGACUCAGUCCAAGACAUGGGCUCAACCAGAGCUGUGUGAAUCUACACCACAUGAAGCUCAAAUGAACAAACAGAGUAAAGACAAAGAUGUCAAAACUGCCAGUGUUGGGCCUCAGCGGGUGGUACAAAAGAUUUCUCCUCUGAACAGUUCCCCCACAGAUACAGAAACCACCCAAAAUUUAAAGCAACCUGAAAACAUUCAAUGUAACACUGGAACAUCAAAAUCAGCCAAACACGGUAAACGUCCUGCACCAUCUAGACCACAUGAAGGACCAUUUUCUGAGCCAAAAGUAGCUUCAUGUCCUAAUAGUAGAGUAACUGGCAACAAUUCAAAUCCCCGGAGCUCAGAGGAAGAACAAGUCCAUGUUGUGCAUGGAUUCAAUCCAUUUGAAGAUGAUGAUGACUUCAUAGCGCAAGAUGAUGUAGUGCCUUCUUGUCAUGCAGCAUCAAUAAAAUGGCCUCCACCCAGGUCCCAGUUUCCUGAUGAAGAUGCUGCCUCUCCAUCUAAACUCAAAUCCUCAAAGGUGGCCCGUGCUCCCCAGCCACCUGCAAACAAGGCAGCCACUGCCAACACUUCAUCCUCCAUAAACACUGAACAAAACAAUGGUAUGUGUCUGAUGUUGCCAAAUACCAAUACAAUCAAAGGAUCUGACCAAGAACCAGAGGUCACCAGCUCUGGUCCUGAACCAGAAGUGUUAGUCAAACAACCUCACACUCCACAGAUCAAUGGGGAAGAGCUGGGUAGGAAGAAGGAUGGGCCCCCUUUAACUUCACGCAGACUUCAACCUGUAAAACCCCUUAAUCCUUUGGAUCUCAAGUUUCCCUCAGUCAACCCAGCAGAAAACAAGAAAUCCACAGAAGGCAUUAACACUCCAAAGGAAACUGAGUUCAAUGGCGGUGGUCUAAAAGGGCCAUACUCCCUCCUGACUCGGGAAGAACUCAUCAAUCUGCUGCUGAAACAGAAGAACCAGUUGUCAGACAAAGACAAAAAAAUAGCAGAGCUGGAACAGUACAUUGACAACCUGCUUGUACGCGUCAUGGAAGAGAAACCAAGUAUUCUCAUGUCCAUGAGCUCAAUGAAGGCACUGUAGAGAUGCACCAAAGACACUUUAUUCCUGAUGUACCCAAUUGCGGUCUUCUCGCAGUAAAUUCCAGAAUUCAAACUUGUGGUUUAUAUUAUGCAAGAUAGGAACAACAAACAUUGAGCAAAUUAAUGAGUGAUCAUGCAUAAAUAAUCAAAUAUAUGUGCACUUAUGUGUUGGAGAAUAGAUUUUUGUCUGCGGGUUUCUGCCUGACUGGACUUUCCUCAUUACAAAGUGAUUAUUACUGUAGCUUUUUUUUUUUUUAAGCACUGUUUUCUUCCUGCCCACUGGUUAUCUCCAGUGUAAACAUUACUGUUAUGCAACAUUCCUGAUGUUGUACUGAAUGAAGUUUACAUCCUAAUUCAACAAAAGGCACUUUAUAAAGCCUGUGCUAUUGUCAGAUUAACAAUUACUUUAAUACAUUUGAAUAGUUUUUUCUUGUUAUGGCUGCUGAAAUAUUGUAUUAAAAUGUGCAUAAUAAAAUUAAUACUUUAAAUGAUUCA